CUCUGGUUGAUCUCUCUCGAGUCUGUAGAGAAGUGGAACAAUGGCGUUGAGAGUGACAUCGCUAAAACGCGCCGCCGUUGAGUCAUGCCGCAUAUUCCAAACCCGAAGUUUGAGCCACGCCGCGUCAAUGCCACCGCCUUUGAACAGCGCCGUCGAUCUACCAUUCGCUAUUCCGCCGCCGAUCUCACCCGAGUUCGAUCAGAAUCAACCGGGUUCGAUCGAGGAGAAGAGAUUCGGUUUUAGGGUGCCUGAUUUUGGAUUGAGUGGAUCCAUGGAGCUAAUGGCUGUUCCCAAGAAGAAGGUUUCUAAACACAAGAGAGGGAUACGAAAUGGGCCCAAGGCUCUUAAGCCUGUUCCUGUCAUCAUCCGUUGCAGGAGUUGCGGGAGAGUUAAGCUGCCACAUUUCUUUUGUUGCAGCGGUGAGCGAGGAAACCCUAGUGAGCAAGGCAAUUAGAUCAACUAUUCCAAGAUUUCCUUUUAUGAUUUGUCACUUGUUGGAUGUUUAGAGGAAAAAUAUAUCUUGGCUUUCUUAGUCGAGUGAUACUAUACACUUGGUUGGUUGUGUCGAAUUAUUUGGGCUUUUUCUUGCAAAAUCAUGUUAUUCUCA
Molecule: messenger RNA, 607 nt
Organism: Raphanus sativus (radish)
Lineage: Eukaryota; Viridiplantae; Streptophyta; Magnoliopsida; Brassicales; Brassicaceae
Exons: 3
Coding region: 41-454 (137 amino acids)
Biological process (GO): translation
Cellular component (GO): mitochondrial large ribosomal subunit
Molecular function (GO): structural constituent of ribosome
Source: RefSeq, a predicted model, not a curated record